This is a messenger RNA of Theobroma cacao (cacao), 1740 nucleotides long. Its product is annotated as 6,7,8-trihydroxycoumarin synthase-like. Gene Ontology annotation, molecular function: oxidoreductase activity, acting on paired donors, with incorporation or reduction of molecular oxygen; iron ion binding; monooxygenase activity. NCBI's taxonomy places the organism in Eukaryota, Viridiplantae, Streptophyta, Magnoliopsida, Malvales, Malvaceae. The record is from RefSeq and is a predicted model, not a curated record.
UUCAACAAUGCAAGUGUCAGCUUGCAUUAAAUUUUUUAGUUAGAAGUGUCUGCUAAUUAGUGUAUAUAAGGGGACUCUUGCUCUCAAUUGUCACAAGUCGCUUCAUCAAUCGAUUAUAUCAAAAUGGUAGUUUUGUUGUUCUUUGUUCUAGCCCUCCCCAGUCUCUUCCUAUGCAUUCUGCUAAAACAUAGAAGAAACGGCAGUAUUCUUCUUCCCCCUGGCCCUCCAGGCCUUCCCUUGAUCGGUCACUUACACAUGCAGAUGCUAGAUAACUCAGCCCCUCAUAUUUUUCUUUGGAAACUCUCUCAAAAGUAUGGCUCUCUCAUGUCCUUGCGACUCGGAUUUUGGUUAACGCUGGUAGUUUCUUCAGCGAAAAUGGCUAAAGAGGUUAUGAAAACACAUGACCUUGACUUUUGCAGUAGGCCUACUUUACAUGGGUCAUAUAAAUUAUCUUACAAAGGUUUAGAUUUGGCUUUUUCACCGUAUACUGCUUAUUGGAGGGAGAUCAGAAAAAUAUGUGUUGUUCAUCUCUUUAACUCCAACAGGGUGCAACUCUAUCGUCCCAUUCGAGAAGAUGAAGUUUCUCGCCUAAUUGCAAAAAUAUCCAAAUUAUCUGUUGAUUCUAAGCCUGUCAAUUUGAGUGAGGCAAUGAUGUGUCUUACCAGUACAAUAAUUUGCAGAGUAGGAUUCGGCAAGAGGUAUGAAGACGAAGGAACUGAAAGAAGCAGAUUCCAUGAGAUGCUUAAUGAAGCCCAAGCCCUGUUCGUGGAAUUCUUUAUUUCUGAUUAUUUUCCUUUCAUGAAUUGGGUUGAUAGAAUCUCCGGAUUGCUCAAGCGUGUUGAAAAAAAUUUUAAAGAAUUUGAUACCUUCUAUCAAAAACUCAUCGACGAACAUCUUGAUCCAAAUAGGUCAAAAUUGGAGCAAGAAGACAUAAUCGAUGUCUUACUACAAAUUUGGAAGGAUCGUGAAUUUGCGAUUGAUCUUACUAUAGAUCACAUAAAAGCUGUGCUAAUGAAUGUGUUUGUUGCUGGAACGGACACUAGCGCUGCCAGUGUGAUUUGGGUCAUGACCUUCCUAAUGAAAAAUCCUAGGUGUUUGAAGAAAGCUCAAGAGGAAGUGAGAAGUUUGAUGGGGAAAAAAGAUUUUGUAAAUGAAGAUGAUACUCAAGCCUUAACUUAUCUUAAAGCUGUGAUAAAAGAAACAUUCAGAUUGCAAGCAAUAGUUCCAUUGUUGGUGCCACGAGAAACAAUGCGAAAGAGCAACAUAAGCGGAUAUGAAAUACCUGCCAAAACCUUAGUUUAUGUGAAUGCGUGGGCAAUUGGAAGAGACCCUGAAGCUUGGGAAAAUCCAGAAGAAUUCUAUCCGGAGAGAUUCAUUGGCAGCUCUAUUGACUAUAAAGGACUAGACUUCAAGCUCAUACCUUUUGGUGCCGGUAGAAGGGGUUGUCCCGGAAUACAUAUGGGAGUUGUGACUGUGGAGCUUGCCCUUGCUAAUCUUCUUUACAAAUUUGAUUGGGAAAUGCCAACAGGGAUGAACAAGGAAGACUUAGACUUUGAUGUGAUACCCGGUAUCACUACACACAAAAAAAAUGCUCUUUGCCUUGUGGCCAAAGAAAUUAAUGUUUAAUGCAUGUAAGGUUAUCCUAGUAACUUAAUUGCUGCUAGCUUGCUCUAGUGUUGAGUGUCAACAACAUUUUAUGUUGUGUAUGUUUUAUAAUAAAUCCAUGUUUGUUAAUGUUAA